Molecule: messenger RNA, 1834 nt
Organism: Somion occarium
Lineage: Eukaryota; Fungi; Basidiomycota; Agaricomycetes; Polyporales; Cerrenaceae
Source: the annotation of a GenBank genome assembly
CCAACCAUGUCUGUCCAAGCUUUGUGCUCUGCGCUUCACAUUCUCGCGAAUUAUAACACAUUUAGCGGUCAAUAUUCCUGCCAGUGGUCGGUGCAUCCUUGGAUGUCAAACGCUCCACUUUCCUGUCAGCGCACAAUUACAAGACUCCUAGACCUCGGUAAGCAAUGAAGCCUGUUAGGAGCCCUAUACCGGAUUAUACUGUACACAGCAGGCGUAUGACUCUCAUUGUAUGACCACCAGAUUUCGAGCAAAGUCCGAACUUCGUACUCAGAUUCUUGUCAUCCGCUCCGGAAUCGCUGGCCGCCGCUAGCGGUGGGCUGCGCAACGUCCUUCGUGGGAAGAUACUGGUAGGAAAUGUGGUUUGACAAUGGUUCGAUAUCCUCAGAGACGGAGAGCGCGCUGUGUACGGUUAUUUGUGAAGUUUCCAUAACCGGUCAUUGUUCUUCGCCUAGUUACGGCGUGUCAUCAAGAACAAUGAACUGCCACUUCCGCACAAAAGCUAUUGUGCACGCGGCUAAUGAUGGUCCUUUGUGGCCUUACAAAAAGUUCGGUGUGGUUGAUCCACUACCCAAUUGCCUCCAUCCCAGUCUCGUGCUCUCGCCACCCGUCUUUGUGCGGUAUACAGUCUCUUUUACUUUUGCUAGUGCAGGAUCACUAGCAGACGCACUCUAAUCAACUUCUGUCUUUCACGUCAAUUCUUACUCUCUUAAUCUGCCUUAAUACUUGUCCAAGAUGCCUAAGCUCGCAACUAUCACAUUCUUUGGAUUGAAUGCCGUCCGUGCGUUGAGCAUCAUCACUCUGCUGCUCCUUUUCUCCAGCAGUAUCGUCACUAUGGCCGCCGACAUAAAAGCUGUCAACGCGUUCAUUGCGGCUGGGAAAGACUCGAAUUCGUCGAGUAACUCAACCAUGUCGGCGCUGAACUGCACAGAGGAUGAUUGCGACUAUAUCGAAGGAAGCACAGUCCCGAACCAGCCGGCAGGCGCGUUCUGGGCGGUGCUCAACAGACUUUUGAUCAUUUUCCAGGCCAUCGUGCUCAUCCUCUCUGAAAUCGGCUGGCCAGCUCAGUUCUUCGAUAAGUUCUUCCCAGUUCUAGGGAAAGACUUUGGGCUCGGUGCUCUAGGCGUCAUCCAAGGCCUACUGGGCGCAGCCGUUCUGUCGCAUCAUGUUGACGAGUUCUCGCUCGUGUCCGCCUUCUUCCUCUUCGCUGUUGGAUGCUUGAACAUGCUCCUGGGACUCAUCUUCCGCGAGCGCGCAAAGGCACAACGUUCUAUUCGCGCUUGGAGGGAUGGCACCAAAGACGUCUUGCCCAACCCUGCUACCGCCACUGGAGCACAGAUUGUGACACUACCCUUCAAUUUCACAGGUAAUUAUGAGAAGGGCCCUAUUGGUGCGAUGCGCACAGGCAGCUCAUCAAGCUCAAGAGCCGGAAUGGGUUUCGGUAGACAGGGACAGAAGGCUGCAGAAGCGCGAGGAUACAUGGUACAACAACCGGGGGAGUCUUUGCCCACUUACGUGCCGAAGAAGAAGGCAGAGUCUCGCGCAAGCUCGCCUGUUCCUUGAACUCAUAACGAAACACUUCGAAGAAGAUGACGUUCACGUUUUCACAUUCUUUGCAUGUCGUGGUUUAAUGACCAGUUCAAUGAUUUUUCCUCAGGGCUGUCCAUGUAUUAUAACCGUAUCCUCGUCCUUUGUAGCUGUAGUUUACUAGUAUUGCGUAUCCAACGAUAUUGAGAAAUAUCUGUGCCGCUGUGAGCAAAAAGAAUUUUGACGAGAUAUGGCUCAGUUCGGGCUCGAAUCGGAGACCUGUCGUACGUAAUAAAUCAACUGCCAUCCA